Cyprinodon variegatus (sheepshead minnow) is the source of this 3566-nucleotide messenger RNA. RefSeq names its product von Willebrand factor C domain containing protein 2-like (gene vwc2l). Lineage: Eukaryota; Metazoa; Chordata; Actinopteri; Cyprinodontiformes; Cyprinodontidae. Gene Ontology annotation, molecular function: protein binding. The transcript is spliced from 4 exons. Gene Ontology annotation, cellular component: AMPA glutamate receptor complex. Gene Ontology annotation, biological process: negative regulation of BMP signaling pathway. The coding region runs from base 1007 to 1714 and encodes 235 amino acids. The record is from RefSeq and is a predicted model, not a curated record.
UAAAAUAUAGCAUACCUGUUUAAUUUACCAGCAGAAAACUGACCUCUUAUUACUAUUUAACUUCGUUUUAGCCCUUAUCUUUUCAAAGAGGAGCUUCCGAAAGGUAAUUGUUGUCUGGCUGUGGGAUGUGAGUGUUGUGACUGUGGGUGACACAAGAGGACGAAGCAGUGCUGGGGGAGGCGCUCUGUUCUGCCCAGAGCAGGACGCAAGAGACGGUCGCUCUCCAAGGUGCUGAAAGUCGGGAGCGCUCCCCUCCUCAGUCUCGCAUUCCUUGCGAAUAAUGCCAACCGCAACUGCAAAUCCUCUAUGGACUGCCUUCAUUCUGAAGUGCUUUAAUUUUUUUAUAUAACCUUCCAUGAUUGUUAUAUUGGAUUCUGGUUUCACAGUACAGCCGUUGGAUGUAUAUAUGCUCCCGUCUGUAAAACAAGACCGAGAGCAGCUCUCUAACCUACAUCAUUUGGAUAUACUGGCUUGACUCUGGAUUCUCAAGGAACGUUUUACAGAGGGAAUUUAGCAGUUUUUUUUUUUCUUGCAUCUUUGAAAAGCUCUAGCUGCGUGUGCCGCAUGCUGUAGGACGUGAACUGUGAUAUUGUCUGAGAAAGGUGAGUCGGAUCAGGAUAAUCCUGAAACAGACCUACUUUUUUCGUGGAUGUCGCCGUUUUUGCACUGGAAAGAGCGACGCAAAGAGGCUGAUAACUGAUUGCUUCUCAUGAUCCAGGAGGAAGGUGGGCAAUAAUAGUGUUUAGAGAAGCCUUUGAAUUUAAUGUGGGGAUAAUAUUGAAGUUUUUAAUAGCCAUGGCGGAUAUCUGAAAUCUUUCCCAGCCAUCCAUGCUUUUGACUCUCCUGGUUCGACACUAAUAGGAUAUCCAGCGUAUUUUCUCUCUCUUUUACAAGGAACAUCUCUCUAUAAGAUGACAGUGAUAACGAUGGUAGCGAUAAUAAAGGCCGAUUUGGAUCCGGAGAGAUUACCCGGAGCUUAGGGAUGACAUCCAUGCAUUCGUGUUGAAUGUGGAUGUUAACGCCACGGGGAAGGAUGGGCCCUCUCCUCUCGGCCGCAUCCGUCCUCCUCCUCUUUUUCCUCCUGGCCAUGAGCGUCGCGUCUCCAGCCACGGUGGGCAACCCCGAGGAUUACGCCGCCGAUGAGGCAGAGCGGACCGCCGCGGAUAACAUUGUCUUCGACGAUUAUCGGGGGAAGGGGUGCGUGGAUGACAGUGGUUUCGUGUACAAGCUCGGGGAGCGCUUCUAUCCGGGACACUCAAACUGCCCGUGCGUGUGCACGGAGGACGGGCCCGUUUGCGACCAGCCCGAAUGCCCGAAACUGCACCCCAAGUGCACGAAAGUGGAGCACAAUGGAUGCUGCCCAGAGUGCAAGGAGGUUAAAAACUUUUGCGAGUACCGGGGGAAAACGUACAAAAUACUGGAAGAAUUCAAGCCGUCACCCUGUGAAUGGUGCCGCUGCGAACCAAAUAACGAGGUACACUGUGUGGUGUCUGACUGUGCUGUCCCAGAGUGUGUCAACCCUGUUUAUGAGCCAGAGCAGUGCUGCCCCAUCUGUAAAAAUGGUCCAAAUUGCUUUGCCGGAACGACGAUCAUCCCAGCCGGAAUUGAAGUAAAGGUGGACGACUGCACCAUCUGCCGCUGCCACAACGGAGACUGGUGGAAGCCAGCACAGUGCUUGCGGCGGGAGUGCCUCAACGGCCAGUCGUUGUCAUAAAGAGAGGCUCCACUGCAGAUGGUGGAUAAACUCAGGCAAGGCUCUGCCUACUGGGCUAUUUUAAGUGAUUGACAGGGCAUGAGCACAAUUCCUACAAAAUAAAGAACAAAAGAAGUUAAAGGAAAAGCAGAGGUGACGUAGAAAUGAAGAGACGCUCUCACAAGCUUCAUACAAAUACAGUAUACUAGCCAGUGAGAAGAUGAUGGAACUUAUCUCACGGCUGUUUCCGCCCUGCAGUUUUACUCGGCCUAUAUAUUUGCAAAAGUUGACUCUGCUGCUUUCUCCCAGAAAGUUUCUAAGCUUCUUGAACUCUUUCCUAACCACUGGCAAUGGUGAACUGCUCAUGUCAAGUUUCUGUAUGUAUGUCUUCAGCUUGUUACUACGCGUUCUUCAUGACCACGCUGGUGUUGUAAAGAUCAAACAGCAGGAAAAAAAAAAGAAAAAUUGAAAGCACACUUUACUGCGCUUUUUUUGUGUUUUCCUGGUCAUACUAGGAUUACCACUGCAGAUAAGCUUAAAUUCCCCACUACCCUCUAAGAGCUUGUUUACAAAAUGCACAUUGUUUGUCUUCAUAAGACUUUUUAAAUGGAUGUGGCUGUUGCUCACCUCUACCCAAUGAGUGUCAUGUUUUAUAAACUGCAAUGCAUCUGACAAGGCUGCUUUUUUCUUUUUUGGUAUGCCAUUGUUUUGUGUUGUGUCUUUGUUUAAAAGCAGCACAAACUGAAGCUUUCGGUAUUACUGUGUGUAGCUGAGAAGGAAGCAGGAUGUUAACCCAUGUAGCCCUUUGAAUGAGCAGGAAAUACAGGAAAAACAAAUCUUCUGUCUGACCAAAUGUCUUUAUUGUUUUGUUUUUUUGUUUUGUUUUAAGGUCCAGAUCCUUCAACUAACUAACUGCUUGAACUUGUUAUCAAAGCACUUAGGAAGCCAAGAGCAGCCCGUUUUAAUUUUCCUUAAUCAGGAGUAUUCUGUAAUAAAUCAUCCAGCUGGGUACUUGGCGCAGCCUUCUUGCUGGGCACAUCUAGCAUGAACCGGCACACAAAGGAGAGGGGGGUCUGCACAUGGCUAAGUGGUUUUAGGCAGCAUUCACAAGUGUAAUGUCCAUGUGAUGAUUUGGUCUUGCCAUUCAUCCACUAUUCAGGCACAGUGUGUUGAACUGCAUUCACUGAAGCACAUAAACCUCAUACAUAAGUCUUUAACAUACAGAGCUCUGACAUGUAGCACUGAAUAUUUAACCGAUUUUCAUUUCAGUCUUUCUUGAAAACACCACACUGUCUCAGCCAGUAUGAAGCAAAUAUAUGAUCAUGACUAUAACAUACAGCUGUGCUAAUGUAUUACACUGGUCGUCAGGCGAUCCACUCUGAGAGAGGAAGCACCCUACCCGGCACCAUAAACAUGAAAUUUUUCACAUGAUAAAUAUUACUCAUUAAUCCGGAGGUGAAUUUCCGUAAGCAGACUCCAUUCAUCACUAAGAUUUUUUUUCCCCCUCCAUUUUAAGAAAAUCUGUUUCCGUUAACCUUUUAAACCCCAUUCCUCUACAGUGAUGGAUGAGUUGCUUAAUAGCAGCUUCUAGCCCUCUGUAAUGAGACAGAAAUGAACAGAGGAUUAAAGACCUGUGACUAAAGAGGUGUAUCACCUUAAAAGGCAUUAAAAGUAAUUUUAGAAGUAUCCCACACUCUAGAAAUCUGCUGCAUGACUUGAAUAAGGACACUGGAUAAAAUUGGGCAAAGAUUGUUCUUUAAAAGGUAGAUUGGAAUCUCUGUGGUCUUUUCUAUAGUGUAUAACUCUCUUAGCAUUUUAAGUUUAGAAGAGGCAAAGCAAGUUUAUUUAUAUAGUGCAUUCAGUGGCAAGACAA